Molecule: messenger RNA, 1113 nt
Organism: Cryptomeria japonica (Japanese cedar)
Lineage: Eukaryota; Viridiplantae; Streptophyta; Pinopsida; Cupressales; Cupressaceae
Product: F-box/kelch-repeat protein At5g15710-like
Exons: 1
Coding region: 1-1113 (370 amino acids)
Molecular function (GO): protein binding
Source: RefSeq, a predicted model, not a curated record
AUGCAGGCCCCUCAAGAAGAAAUUAUGGACUCUGUAUGGAGUAAUCUUCCUAAAGAUAUUGUGAAUAUUGUACUGCUUUUCUUACCCCUUGCAAGCGCUAUGCAGUUCAAAAGCGUGUGCAAAGAGUGGAGGGAAUUUUUAGGCUCAAAUUGUUAUUACAGGAGAAGAUCCGCAGUGGAGCAGAAGAAGCCAUGGCUCUUUCUCUGCACGUCUGGGAUGUUUUCAUGUGCCUUCGAUUUUUCACUAAAACGCUGGCACAAGAUUCUCAAUCCUCCUCUCUAUAGACAAAGUAUUGUUAGCGCUAGCGGGAAUUUGGUUUGCCUGGGGAAUUUGGUGGCAGAUUGCAGAGCUUUGAGCAUUUGUGACCCCGUCAGCAAGUUAGUGAAAAAUCUGGCGCCCAUGAAUAAGAUUCAGUUUAUACAUAAAGUUAGCUUGAAUCUUCACAAAGACGGGGCUUACAAGAUAAUGGUGGUGGGUGAGAACGACCGGGCUGUGAACAAUUUCAGAGGAUUGGUGACAGAGGUUUAUGAUUCCAAAACCCAGAUUUGGAGAAUGUCAGGGGAAACAAUGGCUGAAGCCAAAUUUGGGCUAGAUGCAGGUGUUUGGAUGAACAGUCGAUUUUAUUGCAUUGUAGAGAUGCCUUAUGGCGUUGUUGUUUUCGACCAGAAAAGAGAUUUGUGGGAAGAAUUGGAAGCAGAAAUGCCUGCAGGUUGUAAUGACAUUUCCUCCCCUUACCUUGUAGAUUGCAGGGGCCGUUUGUUGAUGGUUAUGAGGAACAGCAUAGAGAGCGGUACUAGUAAAUUUCAGAUCUGGGAGCUCGUUAUAUUAAAGGAAAAGGAAGACUAUGAGUGGGUGUUAUUGGAAGAAAUGCCUGAGCAUAUUGAGGUAGAAUUCAUGGCUUCUUCGAGAUGGGGUGACAUGUCGCAGAGAUUGAUAUGUUGUGGAGUGGGGGAUUGGGUGUGCAUAAUCACCCAGCUUAGUCCUAGUGCGUUGGCGUUUAACAUGGUGAAUAAAAAAUGGGAAUGGUUAGGUAAAGAUCCUGCUUUUCCACAAGGUCGCAAUUCCCAUCUCUACGCCUUUCCUCUUCGCCCCAUUUCACAUUGUCAAUUGUGA